This is a messenger RNA of Coregonus clupeaformis (lake whitefish), 1207 nucleotides long. Its product is annotated as partner of Y14 and mago B. Gene Ontology annotation, biological process: exon-exon junction complex disassembly. NCBI's taxonomy places the organism in Eukaryota, Metazoa, Chordata, Actinopteri, Salmoniformes, Salmonidae. Gene Ontology annotation, molecular function: RNA binding. The transcript has 3 exons. Gene Ontology annotation, cellular component: exon-exon junction complex; cytoplasm. Bases 60 to 680 code for a protein of 206 amino acids. The record is from RefSeq and is a predicted model, not a curated record.
AAGGAGGACAUCACUUCCUGUCAUUUCUACCAGCCAACGGAAAUAGUUAACUGAGCAAAAUGGCUCAAAUGGCAACUCCCUAUGUUGAAGAUGACUCUGGGAAAUACAUUGCUGCUACACAGCGACCUGAUGGAACCUGGAGAAAGCCUCGGAAAGUGAAGGAUGGUUAUACCCCUCAGGAAGAAGUCCCUGUCUACGAGAAUAAAUUUGUGAAGUUCUUCAAGGGCAAGCCCGACCUGCCACCAGGUAUGAGCCCCGGGGAUGCGGCCCAGGCAAGGCAGCAGCAGCAGGGGAUCCCUGGCAUUGCAGAGAGUGAGACAGCUGGGCUUUCCAAGACAGCCAAGCGAAACAUGAAACGCAAGGAAAAGCGCAAGCUGCAAGGCCCGGAUAGCAAUGUGGAAGCACUUAUAAAUGCUGUUGCGAAUGUGGCGAUUGCAGAGGGCGGUGACAGUGAGAUGGCUGCAUCUAACCCAGCUGAAGCUACUAAUGACCCUUCAGGAGCAGCAGCAGAAAAGGCCAAGAAGAUCAAGAACCUGAAAAAGAAGCUGAGGCAGGUUGAGGAGCUGCAGCAGAAACUGGACUCUGGGGAGAUUGCGCAAGCUACAAAAGAGCAGCUGGAUAAGCUUGGGAGGGCCAAGGCCAUACAGGACGAGUUGCUGCAGCUUGAAGAGGAUUCAUGAGAUUAAAAAGGUUGUCAAAAGGGCAGUAGACCAGUUGUGGAAGUUAGACUGUUGGAAAAUACAAACACCAAGUUCUAAAAGAAAUAGACAUUUACAUCUGCAUUGAUGAGCUUCCCUUGCGAACAUUUUUCGGGGAUUUGGUGUUAUCAAACAGCCAAUCAACAUUAACUUUGGCUUUGGAAUACCAAGUGUACAUAAACCCAACACCUCAAGUUAUGUUGUUGACAAGAACUGAUCAUGCUUUUCCCACACUUUCUCCAAAAACCAAUUAACGAACGACAAUGAGACAGCCAUGUUUUUCUCUUAAUUUGAAAUGUACUUUUAAAACAAUUGAACUGAUCCCCAACGCUUGUAUUGGCUAUUAACUUAUUGGCCAUUCAUAGUUGUAAUAGCAUUUAUUUUAGUGCUCAGUCUUUUUACUGUGAGUUUCUUAACUUUUUUUUUUUUUUUUACCUGUAUCUGUCAAGAGAAUAGCAUAGAAUAUUAUUUAUUGCAUUAAAGAUACAGAAAUCCCCUAUUCAAGAGAA